Messenger RNA from Perkinsus marinus ATCC 50983, 1362 nucleotides. RefSeq lists its product as hypothetical. The transcript is spliced from 6 exons. The record is from RefSeq and is a predicted model, not a curated record. The coding region runs from base 1 to 1362 and encodes 453 amino acids. Lineage: Eukaryota; Perkinsozoa; Perkinsida; Perkinsidae.
AUGGUUUACAGCAAUAGAAGGCUGAAAAUGAAAAUGGAAGGUGGAAUCGAUGGCAAGGAGGCUAUCCCCAUACCAUUGAGCAGCAGAGAGUAUCGAUUUGCGGCGACGGCUGGCAGUAGCAUCAAUGUGACCUCACAGAAGGCAAAAAUUGUGUUCGGCGACGAAUAUUUGGCUCUGACCAACAAGCAGCGAUAUCAGGCUAUCUGCAAGGAGUGGGAGAAUGAGAGGAAGAAAGAUGAAGAAUCAAGUUCCGCCUCGGAUAAUGAAGAGGAUGGUAAUCCUACCAACGAUCAAGAGAGCGCCAUCAUGAAAUGUAUCUCAGGUGAUGUGGAAGAGUCUGAUUGUGAUUCGGCUGAGUUGAGUACUCCCGAUGCUGGAGAUUCCAGGGAUGACGGUUUCCAAGCUAUGCGAAUGGGUGAUGAUGGAGUCAAAGCACCGCUGCCUCUCCAUGCCAUUUCCUUGGAUGACCUCAAGACUUACAUCAAACAGCUGAAUCGUACCCGUGCGUCUUCGAUUCCUUCUACAGUGCGAGGUCAGGAAGUGGCAGCCCGGCUCUUCGAAGGAAUGAAGCCUCCGAUUGAUAUAUCAUUCCCUCACACUCAUUCCGCCAAUCAGCAGAUGGUAUCUCCCAUCAAGUUGGGAGCUGGUCCGAAGCCCGUCACAACCUCGGAUGUGCUGGAUGAUAUUGUGCGCCAAAAGCGGGAGAGAGGCUCAGUAUCUCAGUCUCCGAUCCAGAGUGUAAGCAUUACUCAGAGAAGAGCCGCUAAUCAAGAUGCCAGUGGGCCAGCUGAGGGUGCAGCGUCUCCAGAGCCUCACGUCAAGGGCCUCUCUCGCGGAGAAGAUUCGCUCAAUAGCAAGGUCUGUCGAUUCUGUGGCAAGCCGCUUAUUGAUGGUUACAAUGACCAUGUUCGUGAUGGCUAUGAGGAGAUUGGCCCGAGAGCGAGCCAAGACUAUACGGGUGACUGCGGCAGGCUCGGGGAGAAAUUGUGGUUGGUGUGGGAUACCGUAUCCCGGAUACGCCUCACAGCGGUUAUGAUGAAAGAGGAUGGAGGAGAGAUGCCAGGUCAUGAGCAGUUUGCUGACGAGCAUGGCAAAAUCGUGAGGUUCUGUCCGCUCGCUAUGAAUUUGAAUCAUCAAAGGGUGGAGAGCCUGAGGCUCCUGAAAACGCAUCGUGCUAUGGAGAAGAAGAGUCGUUAUAACUCUAAUAAACGACGACGUUAUCAUGAGCGAAGAACGACUGGUGAUGGAGAGGUGGCUGAUAACAUCAUCGAAGGUACAACUCUUGACAAGAUGGAUGUCAAUACCGCAGUUGCUGCUAACACUAUCGGAGGCGCGGGUAUAUUCUCCCAGUUCUGCGAUUGA